Messenger RNA from Huiozyma naganishii CBS 8797, 1353 nucleotides. It is a transcript of the gene GDI1, whose product is annotated as Gdi1p. The record is from RefSeq and is a predicted model, not a curated record. Bases 1 to 1353 code for a protein of 450 amino acids. Gene Ontology annotation, cellular component: cytoplasm. Gene Ontology annotation, biological process: protein transport; small GTPase-mediated signal transduction; vesicle-mediated transport. Gene Ontology annotation, molecular function: Rab GDP-dissociation inhibitor activity. The transcript has a single exon. Lineage: Eukaryota; Fungi; Ascomycota; Saccharomycetes; Saccharomycetales; Saccharomycetaceae.
AUGGAUCAAGAGAAAGUUGACACCGAUUAUGACGUUAUUGUUUUAGGAACAGGGAUCACGGAGUGCAUUCUAUCUGGGCUGCUUUCCGUGGACGGUAAGAAAGUUUUGCAUAUUGAUAAGCAGGACCAUUAUGGUGGGGAGUCCGCGUCUGUCACUUUAUCCCAGCUGUACUCCAAGUUCAAGCAGAACCCACCAUCGAAGGAGGACAGGGAGGGAAAGUUUGGCAAGGACAGGGACUGGAAUGUCGAUUUGAUCCCCAAGUUUCUGAUGGCAAACGGUGAAUUGACCAACAUCCUAGUGCACACGGAUGUCACCAGGUACGUGGACUUCAAGCAAGUUUCAGGGUCGUACGUGUUCAAGCAGGGGAAAAUUUACAAAGUUCCUGCUAAUGAGGUGGAGGCAAUCUCUUCACCACUGAUGGGCAUCUUCGAGAAGAGAAGGAUGAAGAAAUUCUUGGAGUGGAUCAGCUCGUACAAAGAGGACGAUGUCCCCUCACACCAGGGGUUGGAUCUCGACCAGAACACAAUGGACGAGGUCUACUACAAGUUUGGGCUCGGUAACUCAACAAAGGAGUUUAUCGGCCAUUCAAUGGCGCUUUGGACGAACGACGACUAUCUGCAACAACCAGCAAGGCCAAGUUACGAGAGAAUUCUACUGUACUGUCAGAGUGUUGCCCGCUACGGGAAAUCGCCAUACCUGUACCCGCUAUACGGUCUGGGGGAGUUACCUCAGGGGUUUGCCCGGCUGUCCGCCAUAUACGGUGGUACCUAUAUGCUAGACACCCCUAUUGAUGAGGUGGUUUACGCAGAUGAUGGAAAAUUCGAGGCAGUAAAGACAAAACUAGGUACGUUUAAAGCACCAGUGGUAAUUGCGGACCCAACUUAUUUCCCGCAGAAAUGCAAAUCAACGGGACAGAGAGUCAUUAGAGCUAUCUGUAUCUUAAACCACCCUGUUCCAGGCACAAGCAGUGCCGACUCGCUACAGAUCAUUAUCCCGCAGAGUCAAGUAGAGAGGAAAAACGAUAUCUACAUUGCAAUUGUCUCCGAUGCACACAACGUGUGUUCCAAGGGCCACUAUUUGGCCAUUAUAUCCACAAUCAUCGAAACAGAUAAGCCACACGUAGAGUUGGAGCCAGCUUUCAAAAUUCUGGGGCCAAUCGAGGAGAAGUUUAUGGGCAUCGCGGAACUGUUCGAACCGAAGGAGGACGGGUUCAAGGAUAACGUCUACCUUUCCAGAUCCUACGAUGCCUCGUCUCACUUCGAGACCAUGACUGACGAUGUCAAAGAUAUAUACUUCAGAGUAACUGGCCACCCACUAGUUUUAAAACAGAGAAAGGAUCCUGAACAGGAGUGA